Alosa sapidissima (American shad) is the source of this 1202-nucleotide messenger RNA. RefSeq names its product myosin, light chain 1, alkali; skeletal, fast (gene myl1). Gene Ontology annotation, molecular function: calcium ion binding. The record is from RefSeq and is a predicted model, not a curated record. Gene Ontology annotation, cellular component: contractile muscle fiber; myosin II complex. NCBI's taxonomy places the organism in Eukaryota, Metazoa, Chordata, Actinopteri, Clupeiformes, Clupeidae. The coding region runs from base 82 to 681 and encodes 199 amino acids. The transcript is spliced from 6 exons.
UGUUCUGAGCCCUCCAAGCAGUGGUCCGUCCCUUGUGUUGUCACCUGGAAUCUGUGGUGAAGCAGACAAAUCACUUUUAACAUGGCACCUAAGAAGGACGCCAAGCCGGCGGCACCAGCCAAGAAGGCAGAGCCCGCAAAGAAGGCCGAGCCAGCAAAGAAAGAGGAACCCCUACCAGAGCCCCCACCCAAGCCCGCUGUAGCCGCUAUUGACCUGUCUGCUGUCAAGGUGGACUUCACCCCAGACCAGAUUGAGGACUACAGGGAAGCCUUUGGACUCUUUGACAGAGUGGGUGAUGGCAAGGUAGCUUACAACCAGAUCGCCGACAUCAUGCGUGCUCUGGGACAGAACCCCACCAACAAAGAGGUCAAGCACAUCCUCGGCAACCCCUCCCCAGAAGACAUGGCUGCCAAGAGAGUUGAGUUUGAGCAGUUCCUGCCCAUGUUGCAGACUGUGAUCAACAACCCCAACAAGGCGCAGUUUGAGGACUACGUUGAGGGUCUCCGCGUCUUUGACAAGGAGGGUAACGGCACAGUGAUGGGUGCUGAGCUGCGUAUCGUCCUUUCAACGCUGGGUGAGAAGAUGAAUGAGGCUGAGAUUGAUGCUCUCAUGGCAGGACAGGAGGAUGAGAACGGCUGUGUCAACUAUGAGGCUUUCGUCAAGCACAUCAUGUCUGUGUAAGAUCCCUCAAAUUCACAUGGUGAGGAAGCUGAAGAAUUUCUGCAGACCCCAUGGUGUCAGGACAUCCGCCCACUGUUUCCAACUCCACCUGAGAAAUGGAUAAUGAAAAGGACUAUGGGAUGUCAUUCCUAAAACCUGUUCGUGUUGUCACAUUGUUUUAUUUUUCCAUAUAGUUUUUUCCUCCAACUUUUUUUCUUUAUUUUAUCCGUUCUUGGACGCCACACUUUAUUUUUCAGCCGACGUUUCGUGUUGUGAAGCUCCUCCCUCUCUGUCAGGGCAUGUCUCUUCGCAUUGGGCCAUUAGUGAAGGGUGUGAGGGGGCAUCGGACGCUGUGAAGAUGUGAUCCGACACUCCCCCCUACCCCCACGGUCUGGAUUGGUGCUACAGAACGGAGGUGCUAUUGAUGACCCCCACUGUCCCGCAACUGUGGACGACUCAUUGGAACAUGUCUCCCUUUUCCCCCAAAGUCUUAAUUUAUUUUUCACCUCUGUAAUUUCACAUAAUAAACUUUUCACAAAGGA